Coffea eugenioides is the source of this 342-nucleotide messenger RNA. RefSeq lists its product as uncharacterized. NCBI's taxonomy places the organism in Eukaryota, Viridiplantae, Streptophyta, Magnoliopsida, Gentianales, Rubiaceae. The coding region runs from base 1 to 342 and encodes 113 amino acids. The transcript has a single exon. The record is from RefSeq and is a predicted model, not a curated record.
AUGAAUCUCAAUUGCUUGACCUGUCAAGGCAUGAAGAGGACAGAUUCAGAUGUUGAUAUGAGAAGCGGAUUGUACCAAGGAAAGCCGAAUGGCUACAUGGUUUUGCCUACAGUUGACAGGAGCUGGUCAGGAAAUCUGGUGCCAAGGCCUCCUAGUUAUGACAAUGUGCGAACUGGGACGAUUCUGAUGGCUGAAAAGAAUGCGAAUAAGGGUAAAUAUAGGAUCCACAAUAGUGCACCUUUCGAGACGGGCACGCCAAGAUUGGUAAGGAGCAGUGGGAUGAGAAGGGAUUGGAGCUUUGAGGAUGUGAGAAGGGUGAAUGCUUACCAUCUUCAUAAAUAG